Molecule: messenger RNA, 4687 nt
Organism: Suncus etruscus (white-toothed pygmy shrew)
Lineage: Eukaryota; Metazoa; Chordata; Mammalia; Eulipotyphla; Soricidae
Gene: MARCHF8
Product: membrane associated ring-CH-type finger 8
Exons: 8
Coding region: 192-1907 (571 amino acids)
Biological process (GO): antigen processing and presentation of peptide antigen via MHC class II; protein polyubiquitination; immune response
Cellular component (GO): early endosome membrane; lysosome; late endosome membrane
Molecular function (GO): MHC protein binding; ubiquitin protein ligase activity; zinc ion binding
Source: RefSeq, a predicted model, not a curated record
UCUGGGCCGAGUAGUGGUGGUGGCGGACCAGCUGUGGACCUGCAGCGUCCGCCUCUUCGGCAUGCUCGGGCCAGGCCGGGGCGGCCCAGCCGCUAGCUCGGAGCCCACUUGAGCUUGAAGUCAAUGGCCCAAAAUGACUCUACCACUGGAGAUUCUUUGUUGUAAAGAAGACAACCAGGUAGAAGGUUGGGAUGAACAUGCCACUGCAUCAGAUCUCUGCCAUUCCAUCCCAAGAUGCCACCACAGUUAGAGUCUACAGAAAUAAGCCCAAAGAAAAGGAGCGGGAAGAGCAGAAUGAGAAGACUUUGGGGCAUUCCAUGAAUCAUUCAAGCACUAUUUCUAAGGCCGGGGGUCCUCCGUUGGCAUCUGUUCCAGUGUCUGCCUUCUCUCGUACUUCUGUCACGCCAUCCAAUCAGGACAUCUGCAGUUCCAGUGCAAUAUUUUCUGAAUGUUGUCAACACAGUCCUGUGCAGUCUGCUGUUGUCUUGAAAGCUCCUCAAUGCCAGAGUUCUCUGACACCAGGGCUCACUGUGACAGUUAUCUGUAAAGACACAUUACAGGCAUCCAAGAGCAAUUUCUGUGGUUCAGAAUGGGUCCAGGCCUUGAAGCCUUCUAAGAAUACCAAAGACAGAAGAGCCCUAAAGAUUUCAAAGUCCCUAGAUGAUGUGGGUGAGAAGGUCCAGGACACUUUAGGAAGUUUUGACUAUGUGGAAAGAACUUGCUCUGAGGGCAAACUGAUCUUCCCGCAGGACCCAUGUCUCAGAAUUAGCAGGUUUCAUCACAAAGACAAAAGAACCUUGAAUCGCAAACAUCUUGGCAGUUUCAAAUAUUCAUAUGUUUCACCCCUUUAUGCCAGUCAUUCAGCUGCCUCAGUUGUGGGAGCUGGCAAAGGGGGCAUGCACAUCCCACUUUUGGAAGAGAAGGCAGACGGCGAGGCUGCAUCCAGAAGCCAGCGGCUGCUUCGGUAUUUGUUCUCACUUUCGCACAGCUCCAGUGCCAGCAGCUUAUACAGGUUUCAUGAGCUAGAGAGUUGUGUGGCUCAUCUGCACACCGCCAAGUCCUCCAGUGGUCUAGUGGGCAGCAUGGGCUUCUGCUCCGAUGAAAUGGGAGAUGAUGACGUCUUUGAAGACAGCGCAUCUGCACAAUUGAAGACCCAGGCCAUGCGGGCACCUCUGUGCUCAGUGGAGAAGGACAGUGACCUGGAUUGUCCUUCUCCUCUCUCUGAAAAGCAUCCCCCCAUCUCUCCUGGGUCCACAUCAGGGGAUGCCUGCAGGAUCUGUCACUGUGAAGGGGAUGAAGAGAGUCCUCUCAUUACCCCCUGCCACUGCACAGGGAGCCUCCAUUUUGUGCAUCAGGCCUGCCUGCAGCAGUGGAUCAAGAGCUCUGACACACGCUGCUGUGAGCUCUGCAAGUAUGAGUUCAUCAUGGAGACCAAGCUAAAACCUUUGAGAAAAUGGGAGAAGUUGCAGAUGACAGCCAGUGAGAGAAGGAAGAUCAUGUGCUCAGUCACAUUUCAUAUUAUUGCCAUCACCUGUGUGGUCUGGUCUUUAUAUGUGCUCAUCGACCGGACAGCUGAGGAAAUCAAGCAGGGACAGGCAACAGGAAUCCUAGAGUGGCCCUUCUGGACUAAACUGGUGGUUGUGGCCAUUGGCUUUACUGGAGGACUUCUUUUUAUGUAUGUUCAGUGCAAAGUGUACGUGCAAUUAUGGAAGAGACUCAAGGCUUAUAAUAGAGUAAUCUAUGUUCAAAACUGUCCAGAAACAAGCAAAAAGAAUAUUUUUGAAAAAUCUGCACUAACAGAGCCCAACUUUGAAAAUAAAGAUGGACGUGGAGUCUGUCAUUCUGACACAAACUCUUCUUGUUGCACAGACCCUGAAGACACUGGAGCAGAAAUUGUUCACGUCUGAUUGUGUGGAGUGUGUGUAUUUUCCUGGACAUUUGUGAACAGCUGAAGGAAAUUGUUUACUGCCAAUUGUGUACUCUUUCUUAUGCCCUAUAGUAGUAUAGAUUGGGCAGGUGACUGAUUUUAAUGGUUUCUCUUUUUCUAAACCUUCCUUAGUGAAAUAUCUUGGAAAACCCUCACAUUGGCUGUGUCUGGUGGGGUUCCACCUCUGCAAGCAUCUGAGAAGAAAAGGUGGAAUACCCACUGCCAUGAUCCCAUGAUGUCUGACUGGGUUCUUGCUUUUGGUCCUGAAAUGAAUGAAAGAAGAAUGCCAGGAAGGCAAGGGAGUAGGCGACAGUAAGCCUCGCUUUCUUUCAGUUGUCAGCUAACGCUCUUGCUAUAGAGUUGAGGGUUUGGGAAUCUAACCAUGUUGAAAGAUUUCCCACCUUAGGAGAGCCUGGGGAGAUGAGCUCCUUCUGCCAAUGUUGACACUGCCAUUUCUCAUAAGCAGACAGGAGCCAUGGUGCUCUGUAUAGUGGCAAUUAUUCACUAAGCAAAAAGCACUUUAUAAAAAGAGAAUCUUUAUUUUGUAAUGUGUGUGUCCAGGAAAUGAACGUCUCACUUAGAAACCUUCCUGUCAUUACACCAAUGGUCAACUUUAUGUUACAAUGGAUCUAAAGCCUUUUUUGCCUUAUAUAUUCUAAGAAAUGUGAUAUAGGCAGUGUCAAUAAAAGGGACUUAUGGCUAUAAAACAGGACAAAUAAAUCUGAAACAUUUUUAUAAUUAGGAAUUAGUAGAUGCCAAAUGACAACUUGAGCAUAAUUCCUAUGGACCUGAGCCUAUUUUAUGACAUGUUUUUUUGUCAUAGGCUUGCCCCAAAUACUUCUUUUUUCAAUACCAAAAAAGUAGGGUUCAUGAGAUCACACAAAAGGAAGUGGAUAGAAUGAAACUGAAUAUUAAAGAGCUAUUUCUUUGCAAGUCAAACUUCUGCUUUGGCUUCACGUUGAAUGAAUAAGCAGGCACUGCCCUGAUGCCGAAGAUUACUCCUGUGAAAUUCUGUGGGAAACUUCCUGGGACACAGAGGCAGCUUGGCUAGAUCUGAGACCAUGGCCAGGAGUGAGCAGUAACUCCCUAGGUGCACUGUCACUGCCCCUGUCAUACCCAUGCCUUCGGUCGCCUUAACUGGACUGAAUAGACAAUCUUGUAGGAGUCCUUGGCCCCUGUGAUCAGUCUGUUCCGUCAUCAGGGAUAUUACCAUGAUUACCAUCAGGGAUGACCAUGACAGAAUGGUCAUCUCUCAGACCAUUCUCAUGAAACAAUGAAGACCAAAAUCAUUGCCAUCAAAUGGCUUUUGUCCCUUAAAAAGAUUGAUUUAAGUUUUGUUGUAUUUGCCCGACAUUAUGAACAUGUUUUUAAAGAGUUAACUCUAGGAAAACAGAUCAGGAGGGUCUGCAUUGUGACACGAAUAUGCAGAUACUCUCUAGGCAACUUUGCAUCUGCAUUGAUGCAAAUGUUUGGAGAUUGCGGGGAGGAUGGGAGUCUGGCCCCCAGUCCUCUGAGCCUUAGAUGCCUCAUCUCUCUUACUAAGAGAAUGUGAAGCAAACAUAAGAUGAUUCCUCUAACUUUCAAAUGGAAGCCUGUAAUUUGUUUUCAAUGUCAGGAAGAAUCUACUCGAAGAGAUUCUUGACUCUGGGAUAGAGCAUGUGGGAAAAAGCUUUGCCCUUCACCCUCCUCCCACUGGAUAGUCUAAUGGAUGGGAGAAGUGGGUCUGAUAAAAGUUGCUGCCCUACCAUGGCCUUCCUUCUGGCUGGGAAGACACUGUCUUGCCACAGCCAACCUCUGAAAUUAGGUCAGCCUGCUGUCUCUGUUUCCCAGGCCACAUCCAUCCUGUGCGUGUGUGUUCACUGUGCCCGUGUGUUCACUGUGCCCCAAAGUGCAAUUACCUACACCCCUUCUCAACCUGAGGAUACUAGACAGCUGCAGACUGUCCACUCAGGGGAGGUGAACCCAGGGGUAAUCCUGCCUCUACCCCUAGCAAUUGCUCAGGCUAGGCUUCUUGUCCCAGCCGCUCUCACAGUGUAUGAGUGGUCAAGUGAGGCCUGAAAUAGAUUUUAGGUGGGGGUCCUUCCUCUCUCCCCUUCAAUAGGACCCUUUGUGCAGAACUUGAAAAACUUAGACUUCUAUAGAGAGAAAAGUAUGCUUAGGUAGGGACUGUCCGUGGGUACUUACCUGUCCAUUGUGGCUGCCGACCCUUAUGGCAUCGGUACUUUUAUAGUCAUGAUACUUGUGUUGCUUCCGUGUCUAACCAGAUUCUCAUAUGAAAUCUUCAUUUUUCAGAAAGGCCUAGAACCAUCUUAUCUUGUACCCCACUGCCCCAUGCCCAGUUUCUAGAUGCUUGCUGCCUGUGCAUGGUCUUAUCUCCACAUCUCUUCUUCUUUUCUUCUCUAGAAUGACAUAUACACUUUCCUUUCUCUUAUCUUUCAGGUUCUAGCUGAAUACCUUGGAACCCAGUCUUAGUCCUAGCUGCAAUCUCUACCCCACAGAUUUAAUAGUUGUGCACUAAACCUUGACAAAAUUGUGCCGUGUUGACAUCUAGUGGGGCUGCCCAUCUACCAGGUGUUCCUUUAGUCUGUGUCACCUUGCCCUCUGGCUUAUUUGUGAAACCUUUUCCCAUUUCCCCUCAUUUUGUAUCUGGCUUGAGUGGGAUUGUGCUACUUGUAUGAGCCUCUAGAAAUGUUAGAUAACCUUGCAGGUCUCAGGAUCAGGAGAUCUGGCACUUGUUGGCUAGGCCUGGGUGAGAGGAAU